AUGUGCUCACACACAUUAGAGACACGCUAUCAUCUUCAGUAUCAAACAUGUGCGUACACAUGUUGCAUGUGCGUAAUGCGUCAUACUCACACAUGCACUCCCACUCUGGACAUCUAGCUGUUUUCCAUGCUCCCUGUGUGUGUGUGUGUGUGUGUGUGCGCGGGUGCGUGAGGGAGGCACUAUGCAGUCAGAGCUCCACACACACAGAGCAUGCCUGUGAGUGCGGGCUCGGGCAAACAUGAGCCUUCCCAGCCCAGAGAUCGUCCACAGCAGCAGCCUGAACUCCCGUCUGAGCCCCCCUCUGCCCUCCCCCUCUCCUCUCUCCCUCUCUCGCUGCCUCUCUCUCUCCCUCUCCUCAUCUACUCUCGCCCUGCGCAGCCUCUUCCCCGCCACCUCUCCAGCACCAGCCGGGGGGACAUCUCCCGCUCUCCGCACGCCGACGUUUGCCGAGCGCCGGCCGGCCCCAUGGAGGAACCCCAGGGCAACACACUGGUCGUCCGCAUAGGCAUCCCUGACCUGCAGCAAACGAAAUGCAUGAAGUUUAAUGUGGAGUCUCCCAUCUGGUUGUCUAAACAACGAAUCCUCUGCACUCUCAACCAGAGCUUGAAGGAUGUGCUAAACUAUGGCCUCUUUCAGCCUGCGUACAACAGCAAAGCCGGGAAGUUCCUGGAUGAACAGCGAACACUGAAAGAAUACCCACUUCCCGCCAUCUCUCCUGUCCCGUACCUGGAGUUUCGCUACAAGAGGCGAGUGUACACACAAACUCAUCUGGAUGAAAAACAGCUGUCGAAGCUUCACACUAAGGUUUACAUUAAGGUGGUGAAACAUGGUACCUGUUACUUUUCUCAGCGCUGGACCAAUCAGGGAUUACAUGAUGGGAAUUCUACAUAAUGAGAGAUUACUGGCAAAUUUUAAUUUGUUCUUGAUGAUAGGGAUCAUU
This is a messenger RNA of Sinocyclocheilus grahami, 940 nucleotides long. Its product is annotated as SH3 and multiple ankyrin repeat domains protein 3-like. The transcript is spliced from 5 exons. Lineage: Eukaryota; Metazoa; Chordata; Actinopteri; Cypriniformes; Cyprinidae. Gene Ontology annotation, molecular function: synaptic receptor adaptor activity; ionotropic glutamate receptor binding. Gene Ontology annotation, cellular component: dendritic spine; postsynaptic membrane; postsynaptic density. The coding region runs from base 211 to 891 and encodes 226 amino acids. The record is from RefSeq and is a predicted model, not a curated record.